Messenger RNA from Solanum tuberosum (potato), 1064 nucleotides. Its product is annotated as putative F-box protein At3g10240. The coding region runs from base 23 to 916 and encodes 297 amino acids. The record is from RefSeq and is a predicted model, not a curated record. Gene Ontology annotation, molecular function: protein binding. Lineage: Eukaryota; Viridiplantae; Streptophyta; Magnoliopsida; Solanales; Solanaceae. The transcript is spliced from 2 exons.
UUCUCUUAUUCGCCUUAGAGUUAUGGAGACUCAUUAUCAACAUUUGUCUCAUGACAUAGUAUCGGAGAUUCUAACAUAUCUUCCAGCUAAGUCUUUCAUGCGAUUCAAGUGUAUUUCUAAAGCUUGGAAUACUACUAUGCAAGAUCCCAAUAUUAUCCGGUUACACUAUGCUCGUUCUCAAGUCUGCCCUUCAGCCUCCCGACUUUUGUUUCAACUCAAUACACGUCCUAAAAGGCAUUGGGGUAGAGGUCAUGAAUCGAUAGAUUUAUGGUUACAACUUGAUUAUUUUUUCUACGAUGAAGAUAUGGCUAUUUGUUCGAAUCAUUGCAAUGGAUUUGUUUGUUUGUAUAGCUAUAAAGAUAGUCAGUUUUAUUUAUUCAAUGUCACCACAAGGGAGAUAAAAGUUUUCCCAACCUACGUGAAUGAAGAAAUAAGAAUUACACCAAACUUCAAUUGUCCAUUUGAUAAAUUGGUUCUAGGGUUUGAUCAGGUGACGGAAAACUUCAAAUUGCUACUUUUGUUUACUCGUGAUUACACGUUCGAGGCCAAAAUUCUAACGCUAGGAGUAACCAACUCGACUUGGAGAAAAAUUGAUUUGUUUAAAUAUAGAAGUAUCUCAUGUGAUGAUUUUGGUGAUGAAUGCAUUUACCUUAAUGGAGUUGUUUAUUUGGGUUGGCCGGCGCAUUAUAUGGUUUAUUUCAACUUUGCAGAUGAGGAAUUUGGUUAUGUUUUACCUCCACCACAAACUUAUUUCAGUCAUUUAAGUAUCAUGGAUACUGCAAUUUGGGGAAAAUUGGCUAUCUAUUGCAUCAAGAAGAACUCUGAUCGACAAUAUUUUGGGUACGUGGAUAUUAAAAAGGAGAAAAGAUGUAUGACAAGACAAAGAAGGCGUAUGUUUUUGCAACAACGAGUGUAGUGGGUGCUCCUGCUUCAAUGCCGGCUAAUUGCAUAAGAUUUACUGAGCAUAGCAACAUAACCAAGAGACCUUAUGCCAAUAUAGCAUUUGUUAGCAGAUUUGUUGAGAAUAUUACCCCGUUAAAGUAUUUACUAGUUUGAAUAUGUUA